AGUCACAUGUGCCGGAAGUCAUCCCAUGCGUGGCUGAAUCAAAAUACAAAAUUCACUCCCUCUCCAAAUAUUUGAAUCUAUUGUUAUAUCUGAUCACGUUUAUAUUUAUUUUUGGGUAGGUGUGACAAAAUGCGACGUCUUGGCUCGGUCCAGCAGAAGGUGUCGUGUGUUUUUAUGACGGAAGUCAAGGAAGAACCGUCGAAAAAACGUGAUUGCCAAGGAUUUCAGGUGGUUGCCACAACUAUCCUGAACCCUGCUGUGCUUGAAGCUGACAUUAAAACUGCACUGGCCACCGAAAAAGUAGACGGUACCUGCUGCUACGUUACACGCUACAAAGGGAAACCUCAUCUCUGGGCUCGACUGGAUAGGAAAGCCAAUAAACAGGCGGAGAAGCGAUUCAAGAAGUAUCAGUAUUCUCACAGGACCUCCAAAGGUUUCCUGUGGAAUGUGGUGGAGGACUUUAAGACCGUGCCGGACACAUGGAUCCCAGCUCACCAAGUUAAACAUCACAAUGGUCAUCCCGUCCCCGAUGAACACGGACACAUUCCAGGUUGGGUUCCGGUGGAGGAUGGUAACAAGCAGUACUGUUGGCAUUCGUCUGUGGUGGAUUACGGCGCGGGGACCGUGUUGCUCCUCCGUCCCGUGGCCAACAAUGACUACGACACGUUGGAAAUCACUGCAGUGCCAUUGACAGACCUCCAGGAACAAACUUUGGAGCUGAUUGGUACCAACAUCAAUGGGAACCCUUACGGCUUGGGAUGCAAGAAGCAGCCCGUUCACCUGCUAGUGUCCCACGGGAGCAUCCGCAUCCGGAACCCGCCACCGGUAGACUUCCAGCAGCUCUACUCAUGGUUCCGCAGCAGCACAGGGGGUCUUGUGGAAGGUAUCGUAUGGCACUGCAGCGACGGCUCACUCUUCAAGGUUCACCGCCACCACCUGGGCAUGGAGUGGCCAGCCGAGGGCGCUCACCUGGGCAACAAGCCGGUGGUGGUCCGUGUGAGUGGGACAACGGUUGCGAUGGGCGACAACAGCAAGAGCCUGUUCGUUUCAUUCUCACGCUUCAAUGGACGCCAUUUCGGCCACCUGCGUGACAUCCACUUUGACUUGUGAAUACAGUCCACAACAUAUUCAAGGCAGAGAAGUUUUCACAGCCAUCAUCUCUCUCUCUCUCUUCUCUCUCUCUCUCUCUCUCUCUCUCUCUCUCUCUCUCUCUCUCUCUCUCUCACACACACACAUUAUCCAGUCACGUAGCUCCACUGGAAAAAUGAGCAUGAAUGCGCACAACAUUGUGAAGCGACCAAAUCUGAGAGCCUAUUAUACAAAAUUAACCUUGAAACAAGAUUUUAGCAUCACGUGGUGAAAGAAGUCAUGUGGCCUUAAUGAACACAAGACAUUGUGGAGCGACUUGCUCCGUAGUGUCUAACUGGAAUGGUAAUUGAUGGUAAAGAUAGGAGAGCUUAUCUUGAUAAUAGAACCUCAUCUUUAACAUUGCAUGCAGACUGGACAGAAUACGUCAAUCGCGAAACUCUCCAGAACAUAAACAGGUACGUACACAAACAUCGCGCAGCAGCUGCAUGUAAGAGUUUACCAGAACACAAGUAUCUCAACUUAACACGGGAUCAUUUUUUUAAUGAUUGGGCUGAACAAAUGAGUCAGGUUACUCGCUAGGAUGUUAAAAAUGGAGAAAAACGAUUGCACGUCAAAUCGACUGGAACAGUAAUUGUCAAUAAAGGUGCUGUAUGUGUAGAAUGAAAGACUGGGCUGAAGUAGCUACGCAGAUAAAGGUGUGGAGCCAUCCCUUCGCUCCCCUAAAAUUUUGAUCAUUGCUAAAAACUUUAUAUGUAGCACAGGAUCACCGGUGUAUUUAAUAUUGCAGACUUUUAGUAGUUUCCCGGAACAGUCAUGGACUUACACAUUGUGCAGUGAUUGCGUACUUUCACUCUAUUGCAGCCACUAUUUGAGGAAAUACAAUGUCAUACUACUUUGAAUUAUUAUGCGUUGUGUUUCAUUAAAAUGUUAAAACUGUUAGAAAAGAGCAGAAAUUCCACCAAACCUGACAAGAGACACAAGCUCCUCGGUGGAAGUAAUAGUCUUAACGUUUGGGCAACAACAAGACCCAACCUUGGUUUUUGUUUCCAAAAAAUGAAAUGUUCCAAUUCAUAGCUGGUGUUAACCCCCUUGAACUGCAUAACUGUAUUGCAUUAAAAUGAAACCAUAG
Syngnathoides biaculeatus (alligator pipefish) is the source of this 2218-nucleotide messenger RNA. It is a transcript of the gene rlig1, whose product is annotated as RNA 5'-phosphate and 3'-OH ligase 1. Gene Ontology annotation, biological process: response to reactive oxygen species. The coding region runs from base 130 to 1110 and encodes 326 amino acids. The record is from RefSeq and is a predicted model, not a curated record. Lineage: Eukaryota; Metazoa; Chordata; Actinopteri; Syngnathiformes; Syngnathidae. The transcript has 7 exons. Gene Ontology annotation, molecular function: RNA ligase (ATP) activity.